AUGCGCCUCUUCAACGCAACAACCCAUCAACUAACCGACUUCCUCGGCGAGGUUCCCCCCUACGCCAUCCUCUCCCACCGCUGGCAGGACGAGGAGGUCAUCUUCCAAGACAUCCUUUCAGGCACGGCACGCACAAAAAAAGGGUACGAGAAAAUCACGCAAUGCUGCGCACAGGCCCUCCGCGAUAAUCUGGGGUAUAUCUGGGUCGACACGUUCUGCAUCGACAAGACCAGUAGCGCUGAGUUAUCUGAAGCGCUGAACUCGAUGUAUGAGUGGUAUCAGAAGGCGGAGGUGUGCUAUGCUUAUCUGUGUGAUGUUGCUGAUACUUCGGUUGAAGUGACGUCUGGAGGAAGCGAAGAUUUUCGUGGCAGUGUAUGGUUCACGCGCGGCUGGACACUGCAAGAACUGCUUGCGCCUGCGCGGGUGGAAUUCUUUAACUCGAGGUGGCACCCUCUAGGCUCCAAGGCUGAACUGAAGAGCACCAUCGCUGGGAUUACCGGAAUCCAGGAGGCGGUGCUGGACGGGACGCUCCGACCACAAGAGCUGAGCAUCGCGCAGCGUAUGUCCUGGGCGUCGCAGCGUGUGACGACCAAAGUCGAGGAUAUGGCGUAUAGCCUACUCGGCCUAUUCGAGAUCAACAUGCCAAUGUUGUACGGGGAGGGCAAGCGGGCGUUUAUCCGGCUGCAGGAGGAGAUUAUGAGGCAGUCGGAUGACCAGACGCUGUUUGCGUGGAAGAGUUCGACUUCGUUGCCGAAUGCUGAUAAUACCUACCAUGGGCUGCUGGCGCAGUCGCCGGCGGACUUUAGAGACAGCGGCGAGUUCGUGCAGCCGGAGCAGAGGUUCAAUCGGAGUCCGUUCGCCGUGACUAAUAUGGGGAUUAGUAUUGAGUUGGCUGUUGUGCACUGGACUAUGGACAUGUACCUCGCGGCGCUGGACUGCGAGAUGCAGAGUAAGAAGAAACGAGUUGGGAUCUUCCUCUCGCCGUUGCCAGAGGACAACCAAUAUGCGAGGGUGAUGUGUGCUGGAGACGACCUGCGGACGUUUCCAGCAGACAUGAAGUCCGAAUACCGCAAGGUCUACGUGAGACAGAGAAUCGCAGGGACAAGAAGGCCCACGGAGCGCAUGUACGGAUUCUGGCUCCGUCAGUUUCCCCCGGUUUGGAAGGGCCCUCACUCCCAGUUCGAGGUGACGGCGUACCACCCCUGGGACGAAACGGAGCGCAAGCUCUGCAUCCCUCCGGGGAAACGGGGGACCGCGGGAAUUAUCAGAUACUCCAUGCGAGAGGACCACGUCGUGAACCUGCGCGUCGGAUUCGACGCCAUGCUCAACCCCGUUGUCCAGUUUGGUGGCUCUCUCAUGACAGACGCUCGAUUCAAAGCCCGCGAUCCAAAUGCCUUUGAAGUGCAGAUGGCAGACGACUGGAUGGACGAACGGAGGGAGCGCGUUUUUAUCGGAAACAGGAACCACGGACUCAACCUGAACGACGGGACAAUCCGGAUACUAGUCCUGGAAGAGGUCGUUAAGGGACAGCGGAUGUGGGUUGUCUAUAUCGCAAAGCCGGAAAACGGAGCCUGGCACAAAGACUGCGUCUGCGACGGAUGCCUGCUUACGGUGUUUGGGACUCGAUAUCGAUGCAAGUUAUGUCCUGGAUUUGACUACUGUUCCGACUGCUUCCAGAACGCGAAGCACACGCAUCCGGGCCAUAAAUUUCAAGAGGACAAGCCUGUUUGGCAUGCUGGAGUGUACUGUGACUGGUGUGCGGAGGUGAGUAUGCUUCUUUCCUUCUAUGCUGCUUUGGCUGACUCCACAGGGGAUAUAUGGAACGCGGUAUAA
Molecule: messenger RNA, 1833 nt
Organism: Aspergillus fischeri NRRL 181
Lineage: Eukaryota; Fungi; Ascomycota; Eurotiomycetes; Eurotiales; Aspergillaceae
Product: HET domain protein
Exons: 1
Coding region: 1-1833 (610 amino acids)
Molecular function (GO): zinc ion binding
Source: RefSeq, a predicted model, not a curated record